AUGGAACCGGCCAAGAAGUACGUACGUAGUGAACUCGACACCCCUAUUGACACCUUGAUUCCCAUUCCAUCACCUAGACAUAGACGACGGCAGAGACUACUGCAGGAACAACAUCAGAUGACUCGGGUGGAGAACGGACAACCAAGGACUCUUGAGGAUAGAUCAGAUUCCAGUCAAGAGAAUUCAGUUGCUUCAGUCAAAGAUAGAAUAAAACAGUUUAAUAGUAGCAGUAGUGAAGCCUCCUCCCCCAAAGAACAAUCACCAAAUGAUUCACCAAAACUUAAGAUAAAACAAAAACCAUCGACAAAAGCUUUUGAAGUUUUUGAAAAUCAAGGAAUCAUUAUUGGAAUG
Molecule: messenger RNA, 351 nt
Organism: Saccoglossus kowalevskii
Lineage: Eukaryota; Metazoa; Hemichordata; Enteropneusta; Harrimaniidae
Product: protein FAM13A-like
Biological process (GO): signal transduction
Source: RefSeq, a predicted model, not a curated record